Molecule: messenger RNA, 2644 nt
Organism: Ilex paraguariensis (yerba mate)
Lineage: Eukaryota; Viridiplantae; Streptophyta; Magnoliopsida; Aquifoliales; Aquifoliaceae
Source: the annotation of a GenBank genome assembly
UGUGAAGGAAAGGGCCGUGUUAGUGGUCAUACUUGAGGAAUUGUUUGUUGUUUGGAUAAUCUUAAGAAGAAGAUGUAGGCAAUUUUCGAGUCCUCUUCGAAAACCCUCACCAACUAAGUCUUUUUCGGCCCAUGCCAACCUUUUUUAACAAACUUUCUUCAUGGUGCCUCUUCUUUUGGUUCUUCACCGUAGCCGAUUCCACCUGAAACAACAGCAACUACAAAUACUGGGUGCAUCGCUAAAUGGUCCCUUGCUCAUUCACCAGCAGUCACUCUUCACCCUCAGACAUUUCUGUUUCACUCACAAUGAUUUUCAAGGCUCUCCGUCAGACCACAGUUUAUCUUCUUCUUCGCCAACCCACUCAGUUGUCCGAACAGUAUGUGCUUUGGUCUGUCAAUCUUAUUAUCAUCAACAUACCCAUUUCAGAUCAAGACCUCCCAAGCUGAACCUUUCGAUUGAUUCUGAGCUUUUGAGCCCAGAGCAGGCCAUCACAGUUGUUGCUUCACUUGCCAGUGAAGCGGGUUCGAUGGUGGCUUUGAGUUUCUUUUAUUGGGCAAUUGAGUAUGUCAAAUUCAGGCAUUUUAUGCGGUUAUAUAUAGUUUUGGCCAAGUCCUUGAUUCAGAAUGGGAAUUUAGAAAAAGCCCAUGAACUAAUGCAGUGUAUGGUGAAGAACUUCGCUGAGAUUGGAAAGUUGAGUGAGGCUGUGAAUAUGGUUAUUGCAAUGCAAAGCCAAGGCUUGUUUCCAAGCACUUGGACUUUCAACUGUAUUCUCAGGGUGGCUACCGAAAUGGGUUUGGUUGAACUUGCAGAGAGUGUGUUUGAUGAAAUGUGUGAAAGAGGAGUAUGUCCCGAUUCUUUCAGUUUUAAAUUAAUGAUUGUUGGUUUUUGUAGAAUGGGCAGAGUUUCGGAGGUGAAUAGAUGGUUGAGCUCAAUGUUGGAAGGAGGCUUUCUUGUUGACAAUGCAACAUGUACUUUGAUCAUUAGUGUGCUUUGUGAAAAAAGAUGUGAGAAUAGAGCAUUAUGGCUUUUAAACAAGAUGAUGGAGAUGGGUUUCACACCAAAUGUGAUAAAUUUCACCUGCUUGAUAAACGGGUUGUGCAGGAGGGGUAGCAUCAAACAGGCAUUUGAAUUCUUGGAAGAAAUGGUUAAGAAAGGUUGGAAACCGAAUGUGUAUACUCAUACAGCAUUGAUUGAUGGUCUUUGUAAGAAGGGAUGGACUGAAAAGGCAUUUAGACUUUUCCUUAAACUCGUUAGGAGUGAUGCUUACAAACCAAAUGUGCAUACGUACACUGCCAUGAUCACUGGUUACUGCAAAGAAGAAAAAUUGAAUCGAGCAGAGAUGUUGUUGACCAGAAUGCAUGAACAGGAAUUGGUUCCUAAUGCCAACACCUACACUAUGCUCAUUGAUGGCCAUUGUAAAGUGGGGAACUUCAAUCGUGCGUUUGAAUUGAUGGAUACCAUGAGUAAAGAAGGUUUUACACCCAAUAUUUGUACAUUGAAUGCAAUUAUUGAUGGUCUCACUAAGAAGGGAAGGGCUCAAGAGGCUUAUAAGCUGCUCAAAUGGGGCUUGAAAGGUGGGCUGUAUGCUGAUGGAGUUACAUAUACCAUUCUCAUAUCAGAGAGCUGCAAACAAGAGGAUACUAGGCAAGCUUUGGGUUUUUUCAAUAAGAUGGUCAAACUUGGCAUGACACCUGAUAUAUAUUCGUAUACCACCUUGAUUGCCGCCUUUUGUCGGCAGAAAAGGAUCAAAGAAAGCGAGAGGAUUUUUAAUGACACCGUCAGGAUUGGAUUGGUUCCAACCAGGGAAACGUAUACGUCCAUGAUAUGUGGGUACUGUAGAGAUGGAAAUGCCAGCAUGGCUGUGAAGUUUUUCCAGAGGAUGAGCGAACAGGGUUGUGCACCUGAUAGUCUUACAUAUGGUGCCCUGAUAAGUGGACUUUGCAAAGAGUCCAAGUUGGAUGAUGCUAGAGCACUCUAUGAUACCAUGAUGGACAAGGGACUUUCCCCAUGUGAAGUCACUCGGCUGACAAUUGCUUAUGAGUAUUGCAAGAAGGAUGAACCAUCGACCGCCAUGGUUGUCUUGGACAGAUUAGACAAAAAGCUAUGGAUCCGAACAGUUAAUAGCUUAAUCAGAAAGCUUUGUAGUGAGAGUGAAGUGGACAUGGCAGCAUUAUUUUUACAUAAAUUGUUAGAUGAAGACCAGAAUUUGGAUCGUGUGAUUCUUGAAGCAUUCUUGACUGCAUGUUAUGAUAACAAGAAGUAUGCGCUUGUUUCUGAUAUGUCUGAGAGGAUUUCCAAAGGAAUUGGAUAGCUACCUCAGUAAACCACGAGGGAGAUUCCACUCGCUUUGACCAUUUGAUAUGCUGAAGCCCCAAAUGGUUUCAGUCUUCGAAUUCAUUUCCAGAUUAAUAGACAUGAUUUUGUUCAUCUUGCAGUCUACAGAUAUUUCUCUGGAUAGUUUCUGGUUCUGGGGAUCUACUUGAGCACUAUGCCAGUGUUUCUCUAAUAUACUUAUGGUGGCUCUUCGGCAGUGGGUUGUAAUUUGUGACUGGCAUAUUAUAAACACUGAGCACAUGAUGAUUUGGUUUCCUCCUUAAGACUAAAUCAUUUAUUCUGGUUGCUUUGAAAAAAUGUGCAGAAUUGA